GCAGUAAUGGCGACAGUAGAACAGAAUGUGAAGCUUGAAACAUCUUAACUUGUGUUUGGGGCAAAAAUUCACAAAAGCGUCAUGGCUGAUAUGAAUAUAGACGCGUCCAAGCUCCCGGGAGAUAUUCGGGAAAAGCUAGCCGAGCUGGAUUUGGAGCUUUCGGAGGGUGACAUCACACAGAAGGGAUAUGAGAAGAAGAGAGCUCGCCUCUUGUCCCCAUACGUAAAACAGGCUGGGGCUGCCCAAGCGUUUGGGCCGAGCAACCCAAGCCCCUCGACAGCGGCACAGCGUCGUGCUCAACGCAGGCUGACAAGGGAAGAUAACCGCUAUCACUCAGAGAUUAGGACAGAAGCUGUGAUGCAAGCACUAGCCAUGCACAACAAGAAGCCAAACAACAUGCCUCUGCCGUCAAAACGCACCUCGGUCAACUACCACGGCCAGCACAGACGAGAGCAGCAUGGUACAGUCCACCUGUCCUCGUGCCUGUCUCAAGGUCACGAGAGGUUUGAGGACCCAGGUGGAGAUUCCUCCUCUGACGACGAUAGUGUGUUUGACGAUGAUACUCGUGACCGCCGACACGGUAGGAGCCGGGACUCCUCUCAGAGCACAUCCUCAUACACAGAUAUACGGGCGUCCCCCAUCCACCGCCACCAGGCGCAUCUUCUCCCAGAGCGUCCACGGAGUGCGGCAUACGCCAACAUCAGCAUCCCAGGGAACACGGCGCGUCAGGCACUGGCCGACGUUAUGCAGAGUGCCAGGCAUUCGCAACCGAUUUCUCAGCCUCCAGACGUCACGAACAACACAAGCCAUCAGAUCCAGCGUGCUGACAGAGUCAAUCGCUACGGCGCUGCGCACGUGUCGUCCGUGCGAAUGACAAGCUCAGGGAUGGUUACAGGUUUUGAAGACGAUUCAGGUGAAAUCGGUUCCCGUUAUCCUAUUUACAAUACAGCAAGGCAAAGGCAUGGAAAAGUGUCGGCCAAAAUACAGCAGCUACUUAACACAUUAAAGCGGCCAAAAAGGAAACCACUUCGUGAAUUUUUUAUAGAUGAAGAUGAAGCUUUAGAAGCCCCUCCUGUUGACCCAAACGCUCCAAAACCAGAAGGAGGUCAGCUUAUACCAGCCAUUGGUGAACAUCUAACAAUACCAUCAGGUCUACCUCGAACACUAGAGGGCGCUCUACAGAGGUACGGCUCGUCAACGUACAAGGCCAACUCCGUGACGGUGCUGGACCAGAAUGGAAAGCCCUCUUCAAACCUUACAUACGGAAAACUACUGAGUAGGACGCAUAGAAUAGCAUAUAAUUUACUACAUAAAAUAGGCCAGAAGACGGAUUGUCCAAUAAAACAAGGAGAUAGGGUGGCCCUAGUCUUUCCAAACAACGACCCUAUCUCGUUUAUAUGUGCCUUCUAUGGCUGUAUUACUGCUGGUGUUGUACCUGUACCUGUUGAGGUCCCUCUCACAAAAAGGGAUGCUGGAGGUCAGGGCAUAGGAUUCCUAUUGGGCAGUUUGAAUGUGACCUCAGCAUUGACCUCUGAACUGUGCUAUAAAGGUCUACCCAAAACUCCCACAGGGGAGGUUAUCACGUUCAAAGGUAUGCCCAGGUUGAACUGGUAUUUUUUAGAUAACAUGAGCAAACCUCCAAAAGACUGGCAGCCGACACAGAGACAAUCUGAGGAUGUACCAGCAUAUGUUGAGUACACGAACUGUAAAGAUGGCAGUACAGUUGGGGUGACGGUCACUAGGUCCAGGUUACUGUGCCAUUGUAAAACGCUGACAGUUGCCUGUAACUACACUGAAGGUGAAGUGAUGGUUUGUGUGCUGGAUUUCAAGAGAGAUGUAGGACUCUGGCAUGGAAUUUUAUGUAGUGUUUUUAAUGGAAUGCAUGUGAUAUUUGUCCCAUACUCUCUUAUGAAAGUUGGGAUAACAAUGGUAACAAGAUACAAAGCUACAGUAGCUGUGGUCAAGUCCAGAGAUAUGCACUGGGUACUGGCUCAGAAAGACCACAAAGAUGUGAACUUCUCCUCUAUGAGGAUGCUGCUUGUGGCAGAUGGAGCCAAACCCAUGUAAGUAAUGGACUUUCCCUGGUCACUGACGUCCUGUGAUUCCUUCCUCAAUGUCUUCCAAGGGAAGGGCCUGAAACCUGAAGUUAUCUGUCCUUGUGCUAGCUCACCAGAGGGCCUCUCUGUGUCUGUCAGAAGACCUGGCAGAACCAGCAGCAGUGCCACAGGCCGCGGCAUCCUUUCCAUGCAGGGCCUGAGUUUUGGUGUGGUACGGGUGGAUAGUGAGAACAGUCUGACCUCUCUUACUCUACAAGACUGUGGGCAGGUCAUGCCAGGAGCUGUAAUGGUGGUGACAAAAAUAGAUGGCAGUCCAUACCUGUGUAAGACAGAUGAAGUUGGGGAGUUGUGCAUACACUCGGGGUACACAGGCUCUGGUUACUGGGGACUUCAGGGCAUCUCUCAUAAUACCUUCCUGGUACAGCCACUGGGCAGUGAUGGCAUGCCUGUGGGAGACCAGUAUUUUGUAAGGACAGGUCUGAUUGGCUUCCUUGGUCCGGGCGGUCUCAUAUUUGUUUGUGGUACGAAGGAUGGUCUGAUGGAAGUGUCUGGAAGAAGACACAAUGCUGAUGACAUCAUUGCCACUGUGCUUGCCGUCGAACCAAUGAAAUUCAUCUAUAGGGGAAGGAUUGCGGUGUUCAGCAUCAAGGUGCUGAAGGAUGAAAGGAUUGUGAUCAUAGCUGAACAGAGACCAGACUGUUCUGAGGAAGAGAGUUUCCAGUGGAUGAGUCGGGUGUUACAAGCUGUGGACAGUAUACACCAGACGGGCGUGUAUUGCCUUGCCCUCGUGCCGCCCAACUACCUGCCCAAGACAUCUCUCGGAGGAAUUCAUCUCCAUGAGACAAAGAAGAAGUUUCUAGAAGGCUCCCUUCACCCUGCCAAUGUGUUAAUGUGCCCACACACCUGUGUUACAAACCUUCCUAAGCCAGAGAGCUUCACUCAGGUAAGAGGACUGUAGGCAGAUGUUGGUCCCUCGGCUGUCUAUGUUGGGAGCAUUGUACAGGGGGCAAGGUUGGCGUGGGCUCAAGGUCGUGACCUUGGGCUGUCAGACGAGGAGAGUGACCAAACGAGAAAGUAUCAGUUUCUGACUGAGAUUCUCCGAUGGCGCUCCCAAACCACGCCUGACCAUGUCCUCUUUACAAUGCUCAACUCCAAGGGACAGCCAUUCAUCACGAUGACAUGUUCCCAACUCCACAAGAAAGCCGAGCGGAUUGGCUGUAUGCUGAUGGAGAAGGGACGUCUGAACACAGGAGAUCAUGUGACAUUGUUAUAUCCACCAGGUGUUGAUCUUAUCUGUUCCUUUUACGGAUGCCUCUAUGUGGGCAUGGUCCCCGUUACCGUCCGACCUCCCCACCAACAGAACUUAGCCACCACACUGCCAACGGUCAAGAUGAUUGUGGAGGUCAGCAAGUCUGUGGCCAUCCUCACCAACGGUAUCAAUGGGAAACUGCUGAAAACAAAGGAUGCAGCAAGCGUUGUGGAUCCUAAAUCUUGGCCAACAAUACUCGACACGGACGAUUUGCCGAAAAAGAAACUGGCGGCGAUUUACCGCGCCCCCACACCAGAGAUGAUCUGUUAUCUGGACUUCAGCGUGUCGACAACUGGCAUGCUGGCUGGGGUCAAGAUGUCGCACGCAGCUGCAACUGCAUUGUGCCGUUCUCAGAAGCUGCAAUGUGAGCUGUACCCGUCCCGAGAUGUAGCCCUCUGUCUGGAUCCAUACAGCGGACUAGGGCUUGUUCUAUGGUGUCUGAGCAGUAUUUUCUCCGGCCAUCAUUCCAUCCUGAUAGCCCCAUCUGAAGUGGAGCUUAACCCUGCAGUCUGGCUCUCCGCCGUCAGCCAGUAUAAAGUGCGGGACACAUUCUGCUCCUACGGUGUGAUGGAGCUCUGUACUAGAGGCUUGGGAACCUCCACACUGACAUUAAAGUCAAGAGGAGUGAACUUGGGCUGUGUACGCACGUGUUGCGUCAUUGCUGAGGAGCGCCCAAGGAUACAACUGACCACAUCCUUCACCAAACUCUUUGCUAACUUGGGCUUGUCUCCGAGGGCGGUCAGCACGAGUUUUGGAUGCCGUGUCAACGUAGCCAUAGGUCUGCAGGGUGCUUCCAGUCCCGAGCCCACAACGGUGUAUGUUGAUAUGAGGGCCCUGAGGAACGACCGGGUCACCCUGGUGGAGAAAGGGAGUCCUCACAGCUUGUGCCUCAUGGAGUCUGGCAAGUUGCUACCUGGUGUUAAGGUGGUCAUAGCAAACCCAGAUACAAAGGGCCAGUGUGCCGACUCCCACCUAGGAGAGGUCUGGGUGAACAGUCCUCACAAUGCCACAGGCUACUACAGCAUCUAUGGAGAUGAGUCACUCCACACAGACCACUUCGACGCUAGGUUAGCCACUGGAGACAUCCAGGUGUCCUACGCCAGGACAGGAUUUCUGGGAUUUAUACGACGGACAGAGUUGACGCAAUCUGACGGAGAGCGCCAUGAUGCUAUCUUCAUUGUCGGAUCGUUGGAUGAGACCGUGAUGCUGCGUGGAAUGAGGUACCACCCCAUUGACAUAGAGACAAGCGUUCAGAGAUCGCAUCGCAAAAUCUGCGAAAGUGCUGUGUUCACUUGGACAAACUUACUCGUUGUGGUAGUGGAGCUUGAUGGAAACGAAAAUGAGGCCCUGGAUCUGGUUCCCUUGGUAACCAACGUCGUUCUGGAAGAGCAUUAUCUGAUCGUGGGGGUUGUCGUCGUUGUGGAUCCAGGUGUCAUUCCGAUCAAUUCCCGCGGCGAAAAGCAGCGCAUGCAUCUCAGAGAUGGCUUUCUCAACGAUCAGCUUGACCCCAUUUAUGUCGCCUACAACAUGUGAUUUGGACUCAGAGACAGUAGACAAUACAUCAAUGGGUCAUCAGGACAGUGGGUCGUAUAAAGUUUUUCAUAAAAAAAAAACAGAAAACACCAAAAUGACCACGUCAGUCGGCAAUAUUUUUUCAGAAAAAAAUUAAUGAUUAAAUUUUGAUAGGGCAGAGUAUCAUGUUAUAGGACAUCAUCAGAUGUCAGAUACAACAGACCAUAAUAUCAGUGUUAGAAUGUCCAUUUUCUAUUAGGUCUUGUUAGACAAGAGUGCUGGAAAAGUGAUCUAGAGCGAAAGAGAAAACAAACAAACAAAAAAAAAACAAGUUCAAACUGUGAAGAUAUUUUUCCAAAUACCCUUCUCCAUUCAUAGUUCAUCUGUUGCAUGUACUUUUGUGAUGAAAGGAGGUCAGAAGACAUGGUACGCAUGAAUCAGUGUCGUGUCAGUGAUUUGAGGUGCAAGCAUUCGCCAAGAUGCUGAGCCACACCACGGAGGAUAACAUAGGAGGAAUUAGUUUCGUCAGAAAAGAUUCAUCUCGUUGGCACCGGAUGAAAUUUGAAGUUUUGCUCCAAUGUCAAGUGGCAUCAGGAAACUACAUAUAAAUGUCACAGCUUGCAUUGCUUAUGUGGCCUCUAAAGCUGCCAUGGAAAAAAAGCGGCAUCCUGAGUGUGUCUCAAGGUAUACUGCCAGGGCUGAAAUAUCCUUGCAAGUGAUAAAAUAAGCUAACCUUCAGUCGAGCAGAUCACAGACUUCUUGCCAUAUAUGAACCUGCAUCUUUGUCCAGAGUCCAACUCAAGUGCUAGUAUUAGCCCAAUGUACCUGCAAGGGACUCCAGACGCUACUUAUCCAAAGGAUAAGCUACAUGUAUCAUUCAGUAAAGCAAAGCAGAGCAGGGCGGAAGAAAGGGACCAGCAUCUUGUCCAAAAUGCGACGCAAGCGCGAGUAUCAGCUCAAUGUCCGCGCAUGUGACUCUAGAAACUGGGUGUCCCAAGGAUAGGCAACCCUACAGUUUAGGAAAGCUCUGUGAAGAUAGAUUUCAAAAGCUGCAUGUGUGGGCUGGUGUUCUUGAUACGUGUGUACCUAUUUGUCACUGAGGUUGACACAGUGUGGAUGCAAGAACUCCAAAACUUUGGAACAGUGAUAAGUUAUGUGGUCCAGAAUGACAGUGUAAAUGCCUGUUGUUUAGUGGGGUCAUGAGCUGUUCAGAUGACGGCGACAAAAAAAAGAGCAAACAUCACAACUGCUGGCAGCUUUUUACUCAAGAAACAAUUGAGUUGUUGUCGCCUUCACCUUUUGGAAGGCAUCACGAGUCAAUGCUUAUUGGCUGCAAUGCAGCACUUAUAAAAGAUAUUGUUUGUUCUUCUCAAAUUUGUAAGAUUACAGAUGCAACCAAUAUGUGUUUGUCCUAGCUGUGUGGAGACGUUCAUAGAUUCGUAACAGUGCAGCAGUGGAGCAAACCAUUGUCAGUACAAGCAAUGCAGUGAGAAAAAGUGACAGCUGCCAUGUUGGAUGAAUUUGGUGUUGAUAGACAUGAACGGAGACAGAACUGCAAUCAUUCAUUCUCACUGUAAAAAAGUAAACGGCGAUCUGAGAUGCAACACUUUGUGUACAUGUAGAUACAAUUUUAACAGUGGAACAUGUUUUUGUUUGUUUUUUUUUUUUUAAGUAUCAGCUUUUUGUACUUUGUAUUAUUCUGAAUGGAGAUAAACCGUGCAAAGGCGAUAAAUGUUGUGUUUGCACAAUGGUUUUGGUGUCAGAUGUGGGAUACGCAAUGUUCCUGUUCGAUAACAUUGUCAUUUUUGUGUAUUUCAUUUGACAUUUGGGCUAACUUAAGUUUAGCUUGCUUUUCUGUAGCUUUUCUGCAACUGGGUUUAGAAAAAGUAACCUGGAAAUUCUAAUAACGUUUCAUGACUGGAUAUUAUGAAAGGUUUCAUGGUUUUAAUUUCCAGCGGAACCGAGGUUAAAUCGAGUUUAUACUUCACCAGAAGAAACCAACUUCUGACACUAUGAUGUUGGUUUCUUCACCCGGAAGUACUAACCACAUUUUGUGACCUUGAUGAAGAGUCCUUGAUAAGGUGAUGAUCUUCCUGCUUGCUGUGGACAUCUUUUAUUUUUUAAUUUUUUGGCGUAUAAUACUGUAUCCCGUAGAUAUGGCAUAAUAAUGAUCUUAUAGUGUACUGAUAUUCACGUGACUUCAUGUAGAAAUAUGUCUGAAUGACCUGUUUCAAAUUUAUGCAACAUUGUUUAGAUUUGGUCAUGGCUUUGGUCGGCUAUCUUGCCAUUCGUCAUAUUCUUGUUGCUAUAUUUUGAUACUCGGGACUUCACUAACUGGGGAAAAGCUAACUGGACUGCGGGUAUUUUGCUGGAAAUGAAAGGUGUGAAAUGAAGGUACAUUUCGAUGGGUUUUGGAGUGUCACAAUUGAAUCAUAUAUGAUGAUGGUGAUGAUGAUGAUAAUAAUGACUGGAUGUGUAUCAUAGGUGUCCAAGGGCUUUCUGUUUGUCGCAUGCAUCAACGUGUUUGUCAACUGUGGUAGAUAGUGUUGUCAAUAAAAAUGCAAGAAGGUGAAGUUAAAACUAUACAGCGAUGUGUGAAGCAUGUUGAAAACCCUGCAUUUAAGGUUUGAAGAAGAGAAUGAAUCUGAAUUUUUUUUCUGUGUUGCUUUUCCUUCAUGUAAGCCUGCAUGAAAAUGGCAAAAUAAAGUGAUAAAAUAUGUGCAGUUGGUAGAAAUGACUAGAAUCUUUCUUGUGAGGUUCAAUGUGAAGAGGGUAGCAAAAGCAUUGGAUCUUCUGAUUUUGUAACUUGCGCAUUUAGUCUCACGUGUGUGUGUGUGUGUGU
Liolophura sinensis is the source of this 7720-nucleotide messenger RNA. Its product is annotated as disco-interacting protein 2 homolog C-like. Lineage: Eukaryota; Metazoa; Mollusca; Polyplacophora; Chitonida; Chitonidae. The record is from RefSeq and is a predicted model, not a curated record.